CAUUAUCUUAAUGGACCACCUAGACCAUCAUGGGAUUUAAAAUUUCAUACAACUUGGGCAUUGUAUAGAUCGAUGUUCUCACAACCUAGCAGUUCUAAAACAUUUGAGCAAAUGCAAAAAGAUAGUUUUCUUCUUUCUCCUGUACCAGCUGGUGUGAUGAUAAAUGAAUUCAAGAUAAAUAAUAAAUAUAGACACGAAGCUCAAGUUCAUCUUGAAAAAAUUUUGAAACCUUAUGAACAUGUCUUAGAUACUGAGUGGAAAGAUUUGAAAGAUGAUGGAAUUAAUUCUGAAUGGAUUCAAGUUCCUAAUGAUGGAUGGGAAAAAAACGAAAUUAAAAAAACUAUUUUGUUUUUACACGGUGGUGCUUAUAUCUUUUACAAUAAAGAAUCUCAUCGUGAUAUAAUAAGUCCUCUUGUCAAAAAAGCUAAUGCAAGAGCUUUGGUAAUCGAUUAUCGGCUUGCACCUCAAAAUCAAUUUCCUGCCGCAUUACAAGAUGCAUUGGCUGCUUAUUUAUAUCUCUUAAAUCCUCCAAAAGACGCAGGAUUUGAACCUUUGGAUCCAAAAAAUAUUGUGAUUGCCGGUGCAAGUGCUGGGGGAGGUUUAAGCUUGGCUCUUGGUCUUGCUAUUCGUGAUGCUGGUUUGCCAUCAUGCGCUGGUAUUAUCGGUUGGAGCCCAUUUGUUGACCUUACAUAUAGCACGCCUUCGUUAUCAGAUGAAAAAUGUUUAGAUUAUCUUCCAAUUGUGAAAGGAGGCACUAACGAUUAUAUAGAAUCUCAAGUUAUUAAGGAAUUUAAAGAAAAAGCUGCUGUUCUCACAGAAAAGAUUAAGACACAAAAUCUUGGUCCUAAAAUUUGGCAUGAUUCUUUUGAUAGACCUGAUGGAAGAUUUCAAUUUUAUGCACCUAAUGAAGGUCUAGCAAUUCCAUAUGUUAGUCCCAUGCUAGCUGAAAGCUUAGGCGAUUUGCCUCCCUUAUUAUUGAUAGCAGGAGAUGAUGAAAGAUUGCGAGAUGAAGCAAUUUAUUUUGCUUACAGAUCUGCUGAACCAACUAAAUAUAAGGGUCCAUCUUAUAAUGCUGGUAAAUUUGAAAAAUCUCCGUUCCAAACUCCAACGAAUACUACACUCGAAAUAUAUGAAGAAAUGCCUCACGUUUUCCAAAUGGUGGGACAUGUUUGCACUACAAAGUCGUAUGAAAGUACAGUCGAAUUCAUAAAUAAAGUGACAAGCGCUCUUAACGAACCACUUCCUCCUUCCUCUUAUAAUUGUAUAAAUGGUAAAGGAGAAUUUGGACCUUUAAAAGAACAUCAUAAAAAAGUUCUUGAAUUGGAAAAAAUUGGUAUUGUACCGGAGUUUACUGGAGUGAAUUGAAAUGAACGCAAAGCUUCUUUUACGUAUAUUAACACUGGAACUCUUCGUAUAAAUCGGUAUUGUCAAUGUUCUUACUUGUUUAUAUAUAUAUAUAUAUGUA
This is a messenger RNA of Rhizophagus irregularis DAOM 181602=DAOM 197198, 1465 nucleotides long. RefSeq lists its product as uncharacterized. NCBI's taxonomy places the organism in Eukaryota, Fungi, Glomeromycota, Glomeromycetes, Glomerales, Glomeraceae. The record is from RefSeq and is a predicted model, not a curated record. Gene Ontology annotation, molecular function: lipase activity.